UUAUUAAAUUAUUUAUCAUCAUCAUCAAUAAUAAUUUGAAUAAAGAAGAUAUUAUUAUUGAAAUAAAUCGACAAAAACAUUCAAUAUGACUCAGACGACAUAUUUUCUAACCAACGGUAAUAGCCUUGAAGAUUGUCAUACAAAUUUUUUCGCCUUGGCCGAUCUAUGUGGUAUAAAAUGGCGACAAUAUUCAUAUGACAAAAAUUUUAAUGAUCUUAAUGAUGAUCCAAUAUUAUCAUCAUUUUCACGUUGUAUAAACGCUAAUCUAUUAUGUGUUUGGCGCCGUAUACGUAAUACAAAUUCAUCAUUAUCUACAAAUACUCAGGAUAAUAAUAAUACAAAUACACAUCAUCAAUAUCGUGAUCAAAAUUAUUAUACAAAAGAAUUAUGGAUAUUUUGGUAUGGUGAUGAACCAGAUUUAAAAGAUUUGGUUACACAAAAUCUCAAAGAAGGUGAACAAGGAUCCUGGGAAAGUGGUCUUUCAUAUGAAUGUCGAACAUUAUUGUUUAAAGCAUUACACAAUCUAAUCGAAAGAUGUCUAUUAUCAAAAGGAUACUCACGUAUUGGUCGUUGGUUUUUUCAGACCAAAAAUCGGCCACAAUGUCACAAAGAAACAGCAGCAGCUACAAAUGAUACAACAACAAUGAGUGAUAUUCUCAAAGAAGGAACACAGAUAACAUUUCGUUUUAAUUUUUUCCUACAUGGUGAUAGUAGUGUUUGUGCAAAUGUCGAUGUACGACAACAUUCAUCGAUUCGUUCAAUCACACGUGAUGAUUUACAUAUGGCUCAACAGAUUCCUGAUGGAAUGCAAGUAUUGCUAUCACCAUAUGGCGUACAAGGUUAUCUUACUGGCUAUGUAUAUAAAGAUAAUGAUCCAAAUGUACAGAAAUUUUUGUCCGAUUGGAACAAAAUCUAUCCCUUGUCAUCAUCAAAUAUGAAUAAUCCAUCAUCAUCAAUGAAUUCUUCAUCAAGUGCUAAUAAUAAUAAUAAUAAUACAAAUAAUCAACAAAAAAGUGCAAAAGAUAAAUCUAUACCGAAUUCAAACGAUAAUGAUCAUAUUGGAUUGGAUUUAUCACAAAAAGUUGUUGAAAUUAUUGUUGAUAAUUGUCGAUUGAAAUAUCCAGCAAAUUAUGUAUUUGUAACGGAUGUUGAUGCACAAAUAUUUCGAAAAAAAGUAUCAUUACAAUCACCAUCAUCACCGAAUUCAAAUAGUUGUCCAUCAUCUCAACUGAUGAUGCAAAAAACAAAAAAUUUAUUCGAAUUUUCAAUACAAACACAAAAAGAAUCGGAUGAACAUCUUGAACAGAUGAAAUUAAUAAUGCCACCAUAUUAUAAUCAACAACCAAAUGAUAGUUAUUAUUUACGAAAAAGUUAUAAUCGAAUUUCAAAUAUUUGUGAUCAAAAUGAAAAUGAUAAGAAAAAUGUAACGACAACGGUCGAUGAUGACGAAAUAUUAUUAAGGCGAAAUUGUAAUUGUCCAAAAUGUUCAAUUUCUCAACGUCGAAAUUCAUCCAAAUUUUUAUCAUCAUCAAAUUCUGCAACAAAUUUAUCAUCAUCAUCAUCAUCCUUAUAUUGUUCAUCAUCGGGUAAAAAUAUGGGUAAAGAUAUGAAAAAAUGGUCAUCAUCAUCAUCAUUAUUGAAAAAUUUAUCAUCAAUAAAUUCAACACCAUUUCAUCAUCGUACAACAAAUAAAAUUGAUUUAAAUAAUCAAUUUAAUAUUUUGCCAACAAAAAUUGAUUGCAGUAAAUCAUCUAGUAAUAAUAAUAAUAAUAAUAAUAAUAAUGAAGAAAUGUCAAAUCAGUCCAAUAAUGGUAUUUCUCAUUCAACUCAAUCAUCAUCAUCAUUGUAUAAAAAUACACCUGGAAAUGCUGUUGGCGGUACUGGAUCAACAACAUCAACAUGUGUUGAUCAAUCAUCAAAUUCAUCAUUUGUUCAACAACAACAACAACAAUCAGUGCAGGAUCAUCAUAAUUCUCAAUCAAAUCAUAUGCAAAUUGAUUCUGCUAAUAAUCCAAUGGAUUCACAAAGAUCACAACAACAACAGCAGCAGCAGCAGCAUCAAACCGCAUCACAAUCACUUUUACCACCUCCACCACCACCUCCAAUAAUGAAAGAAGAAUCAGCAUUAGCCAGUUUAAUUGCAGCCAGUACACCGAUUCUUAAUAAUAACAAUAAUCAAAUGAUUCAUUUAUCAAGUCCAACUGGAAUAACAUCAAAAGAUUCAAAUAAUAAUCAUAAUGAUAAUGUUAUGAAUGAAUCGAAUAAUAAUAAUAAUAAUAAUAUUCAAAGUGAUAAUAAUGAAAGAAAUGGCCACAACAACAAUAAUAAUAAUAAACGAAAUAAAUGUUCAUCAUUUUAUGAUGAUGAUCUAACAUAUAGACUUCGUAAUGGUUUACUAUAUGAUUUUAGUGAUGAAACAUUAUUGAAUGAAUGGGAUUUAGAAAUGGCUCAAAAAAAUCGUCGCUUCAAAUCGAAUCAUACAAUAUAUCGUAAUAAUGAUGAUGAAUCAAAUAAUCAUCAAAAAGAUGAUCAAAAUCAUCAUAUGAAUAAUAAUAAUAAUCAUUAUCAAAAUAAAUUAUUUGAUCAACAAAAUGAUGAUAAAACCAAUAAUUUGGCCACAUCUACACCGAUGAUCAAUAGAUUAUUGAAUAGUAGUACAAUGAAUUGUAUUAAUUCAUCGGAAAUUCUUCGUUCAAAUCUUUCGGCUCCAAAUACUGGUGCUAAUGGUAUUGGUGGUGGUGGUGGUGCGAUUUCACCACUUACAAAUGGUGGAAUUUUACCACCAUCAUUUGAUCAUAAUAAUUUAAACAAUAAUAAUAAUAAUAAUGGAUCACAAUUUUCAACAUUAAAAUCAAAAUUAUCACCAACUGAUAGUGAAAUGAUUAAGAAUACAGUAAUGAAUUGUCAUAGUCUUAAUGGAGGUGGUAUUGGUGAAAAAUUGGUCGUUAAUCAUAAUGGAAAUUUGUUUGUUAAAAAUGGUGAAAUUUUGCCAAGUGAUUUGGAAUUUUUAAAUUCACCAUUAGAAGACGAACAACAACAACAACAACAAUCACUGAAUUCUCAAGUUAAUCAUCAUCCAAAGAAUAAUAUGAAUUCAAUGGAUGUGGAUAUGACAACGACAUCAACAUCGAAUAGUUCAACAGCUGUUCUUGGUGUUGCCGAAUUAAGUCGAAUGUUUCCAACACCACCAUCACUUGAAGCAAUGGUAUCAUCACCAUCAAAUUCAUAUGUAACAGAAGUGGCUACAGUUAAAUCGAUUAAUGAUAAAAAUAGUAAUGAAUCUGAUAUUGAUUCAAUGGCUAAUAAUCAUAUUAGCCAUCAAAAUAAUAAUCGAAUGGAAACACAAUCAUCAUCAACAUCCUCAUCAACAAUAACAGCGUUGGUUCCACAUUCAUCGACAUUAACACCAUUAAAUGAUAGUGAAUCAAAAGAAUUAGCAUUAGUUUAUAUGCCACCUGUUCAAUCCGUAUUUAUUACAUCGGAUAAAUAUGCACCAUUAGGUAAUGUAGAAUGUAAAAAUACGUUACCACCGAAUUUCCAUUAUAAACACAAUAUUCAUCAUCAACGAUCAUCAUCUAAUUCUCAUCAUCACCAUCAUCAUCAUCAUCAUCAGCAACAAAAUCAACUGCAUCAUCAUCAACAUCAACCAACACCGCAACAGAUGCAUCAUUAUCCUCAUUCGAAUAUGCGAAGUUUUUCACCAAACAUAUCACCAUUUUCUGGUGGUCAUCCAUUGCAACAGCAGCAACAAUCUUUUCUAAAAUCAAACCAAAAAUUUCCUCCAAAUUAUCCAAUGCAACAACAACAACAAAACAUGAAUAGUCCAAAAAUGGGACAACAAUUUCCAAAUUCAAUGAUACGUGGUCCUCGUGGCCCAUCGAAUUUUCCAUUGACACCGGUUCCACAAUCAUUACCACCUCAUCCAAUGCAUUCGGCUCAUCCAAGAUUACGUCAACAAAUAAGUCCUAUUUCAAGCGGCGCUGGUGGUGGACAUAGUCCAUAUGCAUUAAUGGAUGGAAAUAUGAAUUCACCUGGAUCAAUGAUAGAUAAUCGUCGUUCACCUUUUAUGUUUCCACAGCAAUCACCAAAUAUGAUGAUGGCUAAAAAUCCAAUGAUGAUGAAUCCAUAUGGUGGACCACAUCCAUCACAUAUGCAUCAUAUGGCUAAUGAUGGUCGUCACAUGGGAUCAAUGACAAUCGAAUGUAAUUCAUUGAUGCUUAAUCUGUUACUAUCGGAUUCUAUGUUUAACCUGUUUCGUGAUCAUAAUUUUGAAAGCUGUGCGAUUUGUGUUUGCAAUAUGAAUAUCAAAGGAAAUGAUUUUGGUAUCUAUUUGCCCGAAAAUCUUGUCCAAAGAGAUCAUCAUCAACAACAACAGCAACAAAAUUCUGAUCAAUACUAUCAAUCAUGUAGCUGUGGUUUUAGUGCCAUUUCAAAUCGUCAUCUUAGUUAUUUUGCCGGAUUAUUCUAUGAAGAUGAGGUUGAAAUUACCGGUGUAUAUUACGAUCCAAUCGAAGCAAAUAAAGAAAAUCUAUUAUUACCGGAUUCACAAAAAGAUCAUAUGAACAAACAGAUUGAAGCAUUUAUUGAUAAAGAUCUGACGAAAAGUUUGAUAGCCACUAAUGAUGAACAAUUUAUUCAACUUUUAUUGAAUCAAUCGAUGACAAUAUUUCCUUCCGUUUCGACAUUAGCCAAUCUUAUGUACUGUGAACGUCGUCAACAAUAUUUGCAUUCAUCAUUGAAUAUGAAAAAUAAAUCAAAUCAAAUGGAAAGACUUCGAAAUCCAUUACGAUUAUUGUAUGAAGAUUAUUCAGUUAUAAUUCAAAUGUCUUUACAGCAGGCUAGAUCUGAUCAUUCAUCAGGAUCUAAUACACCAACAGCUAAAUUAUUUCAACAUGGUGGAUGGUCUAAUGGUUGUCCAUCAACACCUUCACAUAUUGGUGGUCCAGGUUUCUCUUCUAAUCGUCCACUUUUACAUGAUUGGCAAUUCCGAAAAUCUAAUUUUCCAGUUAAUAAUCAUGAAGUGAUGCUUACAUUAAAAACAUUACAGCCAUUGAUGCAAGAAUCUGUACAACGGAAAGGAUCAAGUGAAGUGACAUAUAAUACGGUUAAAGGUCCAUUAACAUGGCGACAAUUUCAUCGAUUAGCAGGUCGUGGAACUGAAUGCCAAUGUGAACCACAACCAAUACCAUCAUUAAUGGUUGGAUAUGAUCGUGAAUGUGUUGCAUUAAGUCCAUUCGGAUUAAAAUUUUGGGAAAAAUUAUCAUUAGAACCAUAUGCCAUAACACGAGAUGUUUAUUAUGUUGUCAUUGCACCGGCCGAUAUUGAAUCACAACUUUCAACAGUUAAAAAUUUUUUCAAAGAAUUAUCCGCUACUUAUGAAAUUCUACGUCUCGGACGACAUACACCAUUGGGAAAAUUAUACAACGAUUCUGGUAUCUUUGUUCUUAACAAUGAUAUUGGAAAUGGAAAAUUUAAUUUAAACAAUAAUGAUUAUCAACAAUCAAUGGAUGAUUGGUUUCAACAAUUAGGUGAUAGUAAUUUGGCAAGAAAAAUUCGUUCAUUUGCAAAUGCAUUAUUGGAACUUUUGCCAUCAUUCACACCAACAUCUGUCAAUGAUCGUUCAAUGAAAUCGGAAAAAUCUUUAAAUUCACAUCAAAAUCAACAUCAACAUGAAAUGUCAUCGUCAUCGACAAAUAAUGGAAAUUCAAAUCAUGUUACAAUGAAUGGUACUUCAUCUUCAUAUACAUCUUCAUCGAAUACAACAACAACAACUUCGACAACAUCUUUAUUAUCUUCAUCAACUUCAUCAUUCAAUAAUAAUAAUAAUAAUAAUCCUCAACAACAAAAACCUUUAAAUAAUGGUUUGAAUAAUGGACAACAACAAACACAAUCGGAUAAUAAUAAUAAUGCUAAUGGUAAUGGUAAUCAAAUUCUAAAUGAUUUGGAUGCAUCACAUGGAUCAUCAAAUCAGGAUCAUAAUCAUUCAGGUUCAUCAUCAUCGAAUGUAUUUCAACCAUAUGAUGAAGAAGAAGAUCCUCAUAAAUAUCCAUCAAUAAUGAUCUAUAUAUUGGAAUCAUUUUCACCGUUAGGCAAAGAAAUGACACGAUUAGGUUCAAUUGGUCUAUUGAAAACGUUUGCAAUGUUGAAAAAAUAUUUUCCGGAACAAAUGCGUAAUAAUGUUCAUAUGCAAAUGUUAACAAUCGAUUCGAUAUGUUCGAAUGAUAAAGAUUUUCGUGAUUAUCCACGUCUGUCACAAUUGAAAGAAUUAUCAUUCGCUGUUUAUGGCCAAUGUAAACAACAAUUGGUCGUACAAUCGAAUAUCAAAAGUUUGACUGGCCUAGGACCGGCUGCAUCAUUUGAAUUAUUUUUGAAAAAUAAAGCAUCAACUUUCAAUCGAACCGAAUUAUUCACUACACCUUAUAUUCUAGCAUCGUUGAAAGAUAAACAAACCGAACUUACUGAAACUUUUGGAGAUCGAAGAGAAAGAUCACAAAUACUUUAUUGUAGUUAUUGCUUAACGGAAGAUAAAAAAUGGCUUCUUGCUUCCUGUACGAAUGAUCGUGGUGAUAUUCUGCAUACGAAAGUUAUCAAUAUCAACAUACCGAAUCGUAUGCGACGAAGAAAAGCAUCGAUACGUAGAUUUGGAUUAGAUAAAUUGAUGAGAUUUAUGCAAACAGUAAUGGCCGAAUCAGUAACUCCAUGGCGUCUUGUUAUUGGUCGUGUUGGUCGUAUUGGUCAUGGUGAACUUAAAGAUUGGACAUUUUUAUUAAGUAAAAAAUCAUUACUUAAAUAUAGUCGACAAUUGAAAGAAAUGUGUGAUCAAUGUCGAUAUGUUGGACCUAAUGAUCAACCGGCUAUUUAUUCGGCAUGUCUAAUAUCAUUAGAAGCUGAUACAGCAUUACGUGUAUUUCCCAAUUAUUAUACACCGGAUGAAAGAUUUAGUAGUUCGUGCAAUACAUGUGGCCUUUCAACACCUGAAGAUGCAUCUUGUACACAUAUUCUUGUAUUUCCAACAUCGGCUACCACACAAUCAUCACAUACAAAUUUCAAUCUAAAUGAUGAAUUUUUCAGUAAUUUAGAUGAUAAUAAUCUUGAAUCUGAUAUACCGGUUGAAGAUGAUUUAUUUGAUUUUUUAUUACCCGAUGAUUUUUUAUUACAACCUCGUGAUGGUCUUCAACCGGAUAGUCCAAAUAAUCGACAAAUGUUUGAUACAUCCAAUUCAUUGAAGAAUUCUAGCCUUAUGGAUGUUGAUCAAGAUGAACCUGCACAAUUAUCGCAACAACCAUUGGCAUUAGCAUUUUAUGUAUCAACAGCACGUACCGGACCAUUACCACGUUGGUUUUGGGCACAUUGUCCUCAUCUGGAAAUUCAAUGCCCUGUUUUUCUAAAGUCGGCCCUAUUGAUUCACACACCAUCAGUACAACAGAAUACUGAUGAUAUUUUACAAUCGAAUAAUCGUGAUGGACAUUCACUUGAUUCAAAUCUUACCACUGAUGUUUUAAGAUAUUCACUCGAAGGAUAUAAUGCAUUAUCAUGGCUUAUACUUGAUCCAUUAACUAAUGAUCGUUUAUCAUGUUUACCGGUUCAUAUACAGGUAUUGAUGCAACUUUAUCAUACAAUACAAGCAUUACAUGUUCAAUAAUGAAAAAUUGACAAAUAUGAUUCAUCUGGUAUUUUGUUG
Molecule: messenger RNA, 7681 nt
Organism: Dermatophagoides pteronyssinus (European house dust mite)
Lineage: Eukaryota; Metazoa; Arthropoda; Arachnida; Sarcoptiformes; Pyroglyphidae
Gene: skd
Product: mediator complex subunit skuld
Biological process (GO): positive regulation of transcription by RNA polymerase II
Cellular component (GO): mediator complex
Molecular function (GO): transcription coactivator activity
Source: RefSeq, a predicted model, not a curated record